Dipodomys ordii (Ord's kangaroo rat) is the source of this 1684-nucleotide messenger RNA. It is a transcript of the gene Ergic2, whose product is annotated as ERGIC and golgi 2. Lineage: Eukaryota; Metazoa; Chordata; Mammalia; Rodentia; Heteromyidae. Gene Ontology annotation, biological process: endoplasmic reticulum to Golgi vesicle-mediated transport; retrograde vesicle-mediated transport, Golgi to endoplasmic reticulum. The transcript has 14 exons. The record is from RefSeq and is a predicted model, not a curated record. Bases 140 to 1273 code for a protein of 377 amino acids. Gene Ontology annotation, cellular component: membrane; COPII-coated ER to Golgi transport vesicle; endoplasmic reticulum.
CCGUGACAGUCUCUGCAUUCUCGCGAGAUUUCCAGGUACAUGGGAGCCCUGGCGACCCGGGCUUCUCUGAAACAUGGCGGUCUGCUCGGGCCGCACCAUAAGCAUGACUAUAUGAAGGAAGAAGAAGGUUUUCCUGAAGAUGAGGCGACUGAAUCGGAAAAAAACCUUAAAUUUGGUGAAAGAAUUGGAUGCCUUUCCAAAGGUUCCCGAAAGCUAUGUAGAGACCUCAGCCAGUGGGGGUACAGUUUCUCUGAUAGCGUUUACUACUAUGGCUUUGCUAACAAUAAUGGAAUUCUCAGUAUAUCAAGAUACAUGGAUGAAGUAUGAAUAUGAAGUAGACAAAGAUUUUUCUAGUAAAUUGAGAAUCAAUAUAGACAUUACUGUUGCCAUGAAGUGUCAGUAUGUUGGAGCAGAUGUAUUGGAUUUAGCAGAAACAAUGGUUGCUUCUGCAGAUGGUCUUAUUUAUGAACCAGUAAUAUUUGAACUUUCACCACAGCAAAAAGAAUGGCAGAGGAUGCUGCAGCUGAUUCAGAGUAGGCUACAAGAAGAGCAUUCUCUUCAGGAUGUAAUAUUCAAAAGUGCUUUUAAAAGUUCAUCCACCGCACUUCCACCCAGGGAAGAUGACUUGUCACAGUCUCCAGACGCAUGCAGAAUCCGUGGCCAUCUCAACGUUAAUAAAGUAGCAGGGAAUUUUCACAUAACUGUGGGCAAGGCAAUUCCACAUCCUCGAGGGCACGCACACUUGGCAGCACUGGUCAACCAUGACUCCUACAACUUUUCUCAUAGAAUAGAUCACCUGUCUUUUGGAGAGGUUGUUCCAGGAAUUAUUAAUCCUCUGGAUGGAACAGAAAAAAUUGCCAUAGAUCACAACCAGAUGUUCCAAUAUUUUAUUACAGUUGUGCCAACAAAACUCCAGACAUAUAAAAUUUCAGCAGAAACACAUCAGUUUUCUGUUACAGAAAGGGAGCGCAUCAUCAACCAUGCUGCAGGCAGCCAUGGAGUUUCUGGAAUCUUCAUGAAAUACGAUCUCAGCUCUCUCAUGGUGACUGUUACUGAGGAGCAUAUGCCAUUCUGGCAGUUUUUUGUAAGACUCUGCGGUAUUGUUGGAGGAAUCUUUUCAACAACAGGCAUGUUACAUGGAAUUGGAAAAUUUAUAGUCGAGAUAAUUUGCUGUCGUUUCAGACUUGGAUCCUAUAAAGCUGUCCAUUCAGUUCCCUUUGAGGAUGGCCACACAGACAACCACUUACCUCUUUUAGAAAAUAAUACACAUUAGCACCUCCUAAGGGGAAGGAGAAAAACUUUUUUUUUUUGCCUGAGACCUAAAAAUCUUUUUUUAAUAAUCAAAUAUUGUGCAAUAUAUUCAAAGAAAAGUACGAAUGAGAAACUGGGAACACACUUACUUUAAAAAAAAAAAAAGAGGAAAAAAAAGGAACAAAACAACCCCAAUGUGAAAUCCUAUUGAUAUUGUGUCUGUCACAAGUGUCCUAGAAGAGACAACACCACGAAUCAGUGACCGCGCCGGCCAGAUGCUGGCGUCAAGAUGAGCCUCUGCUUCUCUCACACCUGGGGACUAUGUCCAGGAAGAAAAACCACAGCUAAGGAAAAGGCCUCUAUAAGUGCAUAUGUCAGCUGCUUCUGUUUUUACAAACCUGAUGUGAGAAUAAAAGGUGUAAAACAUAAUGGA